AUGUCAAGAUCACCCGGAAAAUACGAUAGUCGAUCACCCGACGUAGAGAUGAGUCCAUCUCUGUCCCCUUCACGAUCGAGGAGACCAGACGCACAGGAUGAAGAGGAAGUACCUGCAAAACGAAUGCGAACAGAUCGAAAAGUGGAAGAUAAAGCUAGGAACAAGCGAUUGUUCGGUAAUAUAUUAGGUACUUUGCAGAAAUUCCAGAAAGAUGAUAAAUCAUCGAGGACGAGUGAAGCUGCCAAACGAAGAGAACAAGUCUCAUCUCGGAUAGCAGCGAAAUUACGAUCAGAAACUACAUUACAUAACGAGAUUGCGGAAUCGGAGAGGGAGAUCAAGACGUUGAGGAUAAAUACUGAAAGUGCAGAGUAUAUUUUGAGGCAUAAGGAAGUUGCUUUGAAAGCUAGACACGACUUCCUCAAACCCACUUCCAAAUUCCUCUAUACAUCCUUACCACCUGAUGAACCUCUGAUAUUCGAAACCAACUUAUUGAACCCUUCGCCAAUACCAUUCAUAAAAGGACCAAGUAGAGAACCUCCUCGUGGAAAGGAACUAGCGCCAUUAUAUUACUUACCUAAAAUCCUCUUACCAUCCCAAACAUCAGCCCUUAAAUCCCGCCAAGCCAACAUCUCCGAAGUCAUAUCCGAAGAAAUCGACGCCUUGCAGAAGGAGAAAGAAAGAGUAUCGAGUGAAUCGAUAAAGAAUAAAGAGAGGAUCGAAGAGUUGAGUGAAAAAUUGAGAGAAUUGAGGAAACAGGUUAAACCUGCCAACAAAGAUGGGGAUAGCGGUAGGGAUAGGGAUGAUUUUGGUAGGACGCCCAGAGAGGAGAUGGACCUUGAUCGCGAACGAGAACGAGAACGAGAACGAGAACGAGAACGAGAACGAGAACGAGAACGAGAACAACCAAAGGAGAAGGAAAAGGAGGGAGAAGAGAGAGGAGUGGUGAUUAAAGGUGAUGAAGGUGAUAUAGAGGUUGAAUACUAA
Molecule: messenger RNA, 984 nt
Organism: Kwoniella mangroviensis CBS 8507
Lineage: Eukaryota; Fungi; Basidiomycota; Tremellomycetes; Tremellales; Cryptococcaceae
Exons: 6
Coding region: 1-984 (327 amino acids)
Cellular component (GO): catalytic step 2 spliceosome
Source: RefSeq, a predicted model, not a curated record